AUGGCACAACAAGGAAACAUGCAGUAUCGACCGACGCCUGGAGAGAUGAUGGCGCACUUAGAGAGGAGCAUGACAGAGAUUGACCAAAUGAUGGAGCAGUUAAGAUUGUCCAUAAGACAAGCACCCGGUGCAGAAUCAAGUGGACAGAAUAUUCCCCCAACUGUGAGUGGACAAGCGGACAGAGGAUUCAGCUCAACGCCCAGAGAGCAGAUGAGACAAUCAUCUACUGCAAGACCCGGUGUUCAAUUUACACCCCCACAGUUUUCCCCACAUAUUCAGGAUGCGGGGAUGGCAAAUUUUGAUGCUAUGAUUGGCAGACGACCACAUCUGGUACCGGACAGAUUUGAUGGACGUACACCUGUCGAAGAUUAUUUGCAUCAUUUUGAGGCCUGUGCUGGAGUAAACGGAUGGACAAAAAGGGAAGCAGUUCAGUUUCUUGCUGCAAGUCUGAGGGGCCCUGCUGUGAAGUUGUUGACCCAACAACCUGGAGUGGUGUUGACAUACGACGAGUUGGUAUACAGGCUUAGAAACAGGUUUGGCCUAGGAGGCAAAGCUGAGGUAUACCUGGCGGAGUUGAGGCAACGUCGUCGCCAACCAAAGGAAAGCCUCCAGGAGUUAGGACAAAGAAUACGGGAACUGUGUGGAUUGGCAUAUCCCGAAUUCGACGAAAAGGGGCAAGAUCGGCUUGCCCGAGGGCAUUUCCUAGAUGCCAUAGUAACACCAGAAAUAAGAGAGGGAUUGUUCCGUGCUCAACCUCGCACAUUGGAUGAUGCUGUAGAAGCUGCUUUAAACACAGAGGCCUUUCUGAGAAUGGAGGGUCAAAGGAAUGAAGUGAAGCGGGCUACAAGGUACAGCCGAGCUCUGGAAGAGCAGGAGUGUGAGGUUGCAGCAGUGGAGGAAAAGCAACCAAGAAAUCCAACUAUCGACAAGAUAGUAAAGGCUGUCAUAGACGCCUUGGAUGAAAGAGACAAGAAAAAGGAAACAAAAAUCAGGACCAAAUAUCAGGAAUUAAGAAAAGAUGGCUUUGAGCCACAAAGAAAAAGAGAGGAACCAAAUAAAUCAAGGAUUGAUGAACAAGAGGAACAAAGAUGUUUCAACUGCAAUGGAUUGGGGCAUUGGAGGAACAACUGCCCAUAUCCAAAGAAAAUAAAAGGAAGAACCGCAGCUUUUCAAAUACCCGAAAGGGAAAUGAUGAGCGAAAUAAAAGAGAAAGAGGAACAAAUCAGAGUCGGAACGACUCUAGAUAGACAAGACAAGAAAGGAACAAGAGAACAAGAAACAGAUAAACAAAUCAGAGUCGGAACGACUCUAGAUGGACAAGACAAGAAAGGUAUAAGAGAACAAGAAACAGAUGAACAAAUUAGAGUCGAAGCGACUCUAGAUGGACAAGAGAAAAGAGGAACAAAGGAACAAGAAAAAGAGGAGCAAACAAGAGUCGGAGCGACUCUAGAUACCAAGAGAAAAGGGCUUUACCUUCAAGGCAAAGUAAAUGGACAAGAUUUGAAAUUACUGGUCGACACUGGAGCUACCAACACUCUCAUUGGAGAGAAAGUGUUUGACCAGAUAGAGGAAAUCAGAAGACCAGAAUUACUACCAGUGACAAGUGUUGUACUACAAGCAGAUGGAUCUCAAUUGAGAAUCAGAGGAAAGUCAAUGUUGGAAGUGCAGAUUGGAGAUAUAGUCGUCACUACAAUGGCUACAGUGGCUAGUCUAAAGAAUGAGGGCAUUCUAGGGCUAGAUUUCCUAGUCAAAAUCAAUGCUGUGUUAGACUGCCAAAAGAUGGAAUUGAGGACCAACUAUGGCAUAGUUCCAUGCCUAGAUAGUAACGGAGAAUCAUUCUGCAGGAGGAUAGUAGCGGGAGAAGAUUAUUCAAUUCCUCCAGGACACGAGAUGGUAUUAGCAGGUAGAGUUACCGGCAGAAAAGUGUCACUAGGUGAUGGAUUAGUAGAACCACCUGCAAAUCCAACAGAAUUAAUCAAGAAAGGACUCAUCGUCGCCAGAUCUGUUGUGAAGGCAGACGAAGAUGUACUACCUGCUCGGGUUUUCAACCCAACCAAGGAACAAAGGAUCAUAAAGGCAGGCACUGCCAUUGCUUCAUUGUCAGGGCUGGAAGAAGUAAGCAUGGAAAUGAUUGAGCCAGUGACCUGCCCAUGGGCAUCCAACAUCGUACUGGUCAAAAAGAAAGAUGGCAGCCAAAGAUUGUGUUUUGACUACCGUCAACUCAAUGCAGAGACGAUUAAAGAUGCCUCUCCGCUGCCUAGAAUUGACAACAUUCAGGAACAGGUACAGCUGGUUGAAACCAUCACUGGCCGGCACUCAGAGGAGAUAGCUGACUGGCAAAAAGAAGACAAGGACAUACGUCCUAUCUAUACGGCCAAGAAACUUGGCAACAAGCCAGAUCAAGAUGAAAUAUGCACGUGUUCCAUGGCUUCUAGACAUCUACUGGAACAUUGGGAUGCUUUAGAACUGACGGAAGAUUCUACAUGCCGUCUUGUUCGAAUAGACCCUGUUCCGCCGGACCGGGAAGAUAGGGAACUGCGACUGAGUCGAUCUCUUAAUAGGUCACUAUGUCGCACUUACUCUCGCUCACCACGUCAGUCGGAACGUGGAAGUUUUGCUCGACGCACCUGUUCCCGAUCACCAAGACGGAGGUCCAGGACACCACAAAAGGACGUACCUAAAUCAUCCGUUCCAGAUUGUCCAAAGUCUCCUCAACCUGACCAACCAGAAGUAUCUCCAGUGCAUGGUCGGAAUUCUACCCCUGAACCAGAGGACCUGGAAUAUGAUGAAAGAUACGCUUCUAGGAAAGUGGUGUCGGAGAUGCCGUCUACCAGUGACUCGAUAGAAUGCACCGGUAGGAAUGCUGAGACGCAGACUGACAACCCCCGCCAGAGAAUCCAGGCAAUGAGAGCCAGCGGAUCAGAAGAGAAGGUGACCUUGAACAAGUCAACCGACAGAUUCCAGAUUCCACCAGAUGUCACCUAG
Messenger RNA from Lytechinus variegatus (green sea urchin), 2985 nucleotides. RefSeq lists its product as uncharacterized. Gene Ontology annotation, biological process: proteolysis. The record is from RefSeq and is a predicted model, not a curated record. Gene Ontology annotation, molecular function: aspartic-type endopeptidase activity; zinc ion binding; nucleic acid binding. The transcript is spliced from 2 exons. Bases 1 to 2985 code for a protein of 994 amino acids. Lineage: Eukaryota; Metazoa; Echinodermata; Echinoidea; Temnopleuroida; Toxopneustidae.